This is a messenger RNA of Suncus etruscus (white-toothed pygmy shrew), 735 nucleotides long. It is a transcript of the gene GDNF, whose product is annotated as glial cell derived neurotrophic factor. The coding region runs from base 22 to 663 and encodes 213 amino acids. The transcript has 2 exons. Gene Ontology annotation, molecular function: receptor tyrosine kinase binding; growth factor activity; glial cell-derived neurotrophic factor receptor binding. NCBI's taxonomy places the organism in Eukaryota, Metazoa, Chordata, Mammalia, Eulipotyphla, Soricidae. Gene Ontology annotation, biological process: peripheral nervous system development; negative regulation of neuron apoptotic process; positive regulation of branching involved in ureteric bud morphogenesis. The record is from RefSeq and is a predicted model, not a curated record.
GCCGCCGGACGGGACUCUAAGAUGAAGUUAUGGGAUGUCGUGGCUGUCUGCCUGGUGCUGCUCCACACCGCGUCCGCCUUCCCGCUGCCCGCCGGUAAGAAGCCUCCUGAGGCGCCCGCCGAAGACCGCUCCCUCCGCCGCCGCGCGCCCUUCGCGCUGAGCCGUGACUCCACAAUGCCAGAGGAUUAUCCUGAUCAGAUUGAUGAUGUCAUGGAUUUUAUUCAAGCCACCAUUAAGAGACUGAAAAGGUCACCAGAUAAACAAAUGGCCGUGCUUCCCAGGAGAGAGCUUCCCAAGAGAGAGCGGAAUCGGCAGUCUGCUGGCCCAGAGAAUGCCCGAGGGAAAGGGCGUCGAGGCUGGAAGGGCAGAAACCGAAAUUGUGUCUUAACUGCCAUACAUUUAAAUGUCACCGACUUGGAUUUGGGCUACGAAACCAAGGAGGAACUGAUAUUCAGGUACUGCAGUGGCUCCUGCGACGCAGAGGAGACAACGUACGACAAAAUAUUAAAAAACUUAUCCAAAAGUAAAAGGCUGGCGAGUGACAAAGUCGGUCGGGCGUGCUGCAGACCCAUUGCCUUUGAUGAUGACUUGUCAUUCUUAGAUGAUAACCUGGCUUAUUAUACUCUAAGACAGCAUUCCGCUAAAAAGUGUGGAUGUAUCUGACUCCAGCUCCAGAGACCGCUGUGUAUUGCAUUCCGGCUACAGUGCAAAGAAGGGGACCAAGGUUCCCAGGAA